GAUAAUUUCUCCCAUGCUUUGGAGGUGUAUUCUUUAUUCUUAAAUAAUCUUUUUGUGUUAUAUUAAUAAAUAGUAAAAUGUAGAUAUUAAAAAAUAAAAAUGAUAUUUUUUGUGUUAUAUUUGUCUAGAAUAUAAAAGUAGAUCUCAUAAGAAACAAAUAUGCACGUGUAUUAAAAAGUUCUCGAAAUUAUCCAAAAAAUAAUUACAAAUUAUGAUUUUUUUUUUUCUGAAAGAAGAAAAUCCCAAAUAUAAUUAUAUUCUGAUUUUGAUUUUGUCUGCUUCCAACAACACGUAGCUAGUUCCGACGAAUGAAGCUGGUCCCACUGAUCCCUGCAUUUAAAUUCUAGCCAAACCGCCGACGUAAAAGCUUCGGGGGAACAGAUUCGGCUCCUAGCGCUGGCGCUCUGCACUUCGUCUCGCCGUCCUAUCAAUAAAUCAAUUGACGAAUUUGUGAGACCAGUCGCCGGCGGCGGAGAAAAUGGGCGAAGAUUACGCCGGAGUGCUGGAAACGGCGGCAAUGCUGCGGCGAAUGAUCGAAGCAAUUGAGAAAAUUCCCUCCGCCUCCGACUUCUGCAACCCUUACAAUAAGCAAUUUUGCUGCCUCUCCAGGCAGAUAAAGCUUUUCACCCCAAUGCUGGAUGAGCUAUGGGACAGAAGUACUUCCAUUCCCGAUGAGGCCAUCAAAACCCUUGUCCCUCUCGCAGGGGCGAUCGCGGCCGCCGGGGAGCUGCUUCAGUUCGGGAAUCAAGGGAGCAAGAUUUAUAUGGUGCUUGAUAGGGACAGAACACUACAAAGGUUCAAAGACGUGAAUAUUCGCUUAGAGCAUGCUUUGGAUGUUAUCUCCUUCAAUAAACUCGGCAUAACAGUUGAAGUUAGAGAACAGGUGGAUCUUGUGCAUGGUCAGUUGAAAAGAGCAAAAGAUCCUGUUGAUGGCUCUGAUAUUGAUCUGUACAAUGACUUGUCAUCCAUUUACAAGAGCAUCGAUUCUAAUACUGACCCAGUCAUUCUUCGUAGAGUGGUAGAAAACUUACAGUUAUCGAACAUAUCUAACCUCACACAAGAAUCGGUAGCAUUACAUGAACUAGUUGUUCUCACUGGAGGUGCAGAUCCUGAACAGAGUCUGGAAAGGAUGUCUAUGUUGCUAAAGAAAAUGAAAGAUUUUGUACUCACACAGAAUCAUGAAAUGGAAAAUCGACCAAAUCCUAUUAUUCCUGUUUCAAAGUGGAGUUUUAGUACCCAUCUGAUCUUUAGGCUAUCCUCCUGUAAACUCGAGGACCAAUGCUCGGCUGCUGCGGAGCUCCGUCUUCUUGCUAAGAGGGGUUCUGCCUACCGGCGUUGCAUUGCCGAUGCCGGCGCCGUGCCGCUUUUAACGACUCUACUCUCUCAAUCGGAUCCGAACACACAGGAGCAUGCAAUUGCUGCUCUUCUAAACCUCUCUAUUGUUGAAGAUCAUAAGGAACUCAUAAUUUCUUCAGGUGCUCUCCCCAAAAUAGUUCAUGUGCUCAAGAAUGGCAGCAUGGAAGCACGCCAGAAUGCUGCAGCCACACUCUUCAGCCUCUCUUCUGUGGAUGAAAACAAGGUCUUGAUUGGCUGUGCAUCCGGUGCAAUUCCGGCCCUUGUUUCCCUUUUAAGUGAGGGCGGGGAACAGGGUAAGAGGGAUGCAGCAUCUGCAUUAUUCAACUUGUGCAUAUGCAAGAGAAACAAGAGCAAGGCAGUGAGAGCUGGGGUGGUUCCAACGCUAGUGAACCUCCUAAUGGAACCAGGAGGGUUAAUGAAAGAUAUGGCUCUUACAGUCCUUGCAAAUGUAUCUAGUCAUCCUAAGGGAAAGGUGGCAAUUCUCGCCGCAGUAACCGUAUCUAUGCUGGUGGAGCUUAUCAGAAGCAAAUCUUCUCGGAAUAGCGAAAAUGCAGCAUCAAUACUGCUUCAUUUAUGUGUCGGUGAGCAGCAACCAAUUUGUUUAGCUGAGGCUCAGGAAUGUGAGGCGAUACCUGCAUUGCAGGCUUUAGCCGUCAUUGGGACUGAUCGAGCGAAGAGGAAAGCUGUGCUACUGCUUGAAUACAUGAAAAUAUUUCGGGAUCAGCAGAUGCACGCUCUUUCUCAAACAAAGUUUCAUGCCAAUUCUUGUUGAGAUUUCAGAUUAUUAAGUCAACCAUUUGAUUCUUCAAAUUUAGUAGGGGAGAGUUUGAGCUCUGUUUGGAUGGUAGGAAUUUGAAUGAAGUGAAAUGAAGCAGUGGCUGCAAGACUGAAAUCAAUGGGCUGUGGACUCGAGAUUCAGCUAGAAAAUGGCUAAAUUUUACUUGUUUUCUUCACCUUCAUUCAAUCCAAAUGAAAUAAGUUACAAUGAGUAUUGUUAUUAUUUUCCUUGCAUUAGGAUUUGUCUAGUGAUUUAAGUGAAACCAGAGAACGGACUUUCCAGGAAGCUCUAUGUAUAAUUUGUAACUGCGGCAGUGAAUAAAGAACUUCUUUGUAUUUCAUUUUUGUUUUCUAUUCCAUCAAAUCAUAUAAUCUUUUUCUAUAAUUAUACUUUUUAAGGCUCCCAUUUUCUGAUCAGAUUCAAGGGAAGAAAAUUCCAUCAGGACCUGAAAAUAAUGACACUGUAAGACGCAUGCAAUGAAAAAGUGUAUUCAAUUUAAGAACAUCUUUGCAGUAAAGCAUAUCGAUCUGUUAUUCUUCGUCUUACUAUUAUUAUUAUUAUUGUGUAUAGGUCUUACUUCUGCCUCCAAAAAGCAACCUCUUCGUAAAGCAGGAGAUCAACUCUUUUAAAGAUCUUCUUGCAUUUAAGGGGUCUGAUUUAUGUUUUUUAAUCCUAAAUCAAUAACUUCGUAAAGCCAUGCAUCGUACAUCAUGAAAACAGUUCGUUUGAAUCAUGAAGAGUUUUCACGGGGAAAGCCCAUUCAAGGGAAGCUAUAAAUGAUGAUGAAUGUUUGCAUAAUAAUGCAUCAUGGAAUUCACUUUUGAUGCAGGAUCAGAAAUUACUAAUGUAAUUAUUAUAUAAGAACCACUUUACUUUUUUCUCUUUUUCUUCUUUUAACUUUUUUUUGACUCAAAAGCGCCCUUUCAGGUGGUCUCUAAAGAAUAUAAACUAGAUAUAUAUUAAGGAGAUUUGUAGAUUGGAAUAUUCGGUGGCGCCCAUCUCCUAUAGAACAGAUUCUUUAUCUUUUCUUUUUUGGCUGUUUCUCUGCCAGGUAGAUUGGAUAAUGGCCAAUUUAUAAAGCUAAAGCUAAAGCUGCAUCUCUCUCUCUCUCUUUACAAUAACUAUUAAGCCUUAAUGGCAGGAGAGAUUAUCGUGAUAGUCUAAAGUAGAUGUAAAAACACAUAUACGUUGUUACUGGAAUAUGAGUAUACAGUGAACUAAAGAAAUAUUAGCAUACAGUGAUCUUUAUGACAAUAUUUAGUAUGUUUAAUCUCCCUUCAGAUUUGACUGUUUAAAAUAUAAGUGACUAGAUCUAUCACAUAGAUUUUUUUUUUUGGAUUAAGAAUGAAUUUGAUUACUAAUAUAUCCUACCUAAAAAGUUUUAUGAGAGUUGAUGAUCGAAUGAUUCAUUCAUUCUAUUUAUGUCUUGCACCAGUCUUAAGCGUGUCCCAUCAUAAUUGAGAAAAAUUCAAGAUUAAUGAUUUCACAUGAUUUUACUAUAAGAAUAGUGUACAUUUGUGACCAACAAAAUAGUUGUGAUAAUAAAUGGAUAUUCUUAUGGAUCAGGCGGUUCCUCACAUGAUCACAUUUUUCAUUGACAAAAAGGUAAUUUGUGAUAUCUCAUAAUCGAUUGCAACAAUUGCUUUCACAGAAUUUUUUUUCACCAUAAAGAGUAAAGACCAUAAAAGGGCCUAAUAGCAUAGCAGUCGAAUAUUGUAGCGAUUGUUCAACAAUCAUACAACGAUCACUAACUUAAAGGAUGAUCAUGAAAUAUCGAUCCCUGGUAGUUGCAACAAGGAAUGAUUACAAACAAACAUAUGCGGCAAUUUUGAUAUUAGAACAUCUUGCACAAUAACAUUCAAUACAUCAAGUCAGCAGGACAUAAUUCACAAAACAAAUUAUAUGCAUUAAGCACAAAAUAAUUGUCGACUUCCACGAGAGCCAAGACCUUCAGAAAUUUUACUCAAAUCCCACUCAAAUCCUCACUGAAAUCCCGCUUACCUGCUAUUCAACGCCGUUUGCAUCUCCUCCCAUGAAUCCCGUGAGAUUGUCUCAAUUAUGUGUAUGCUUUCACUAUUAAGACAACGACGAGCGGAGCACUUGAAUUCCCUCCAAUCUUCAAGUACCUGUUCUCACACCCGUGAAAUCCCUUCAACGUCCAAUUGAUCCACGCAACCCUCACCCGUGCCCGUGUUGUGCCCGAUCUCGACCUCCAAUGCCAACUUAUUGCAGCCCCACAUCCGACCGAUCUAACACCACCAGCUCUCACAUGAAUCCUCCCCGCCUCCAGCCUCGUCUUCCACAAGCUGCAAACCAAUGAGCUCCCCAAGCCAAACUGGCCAGACUUCACAUUGACCUUAGUAAAAUUUCUCACAAGCAUACCCGAUCCCACGAUCCAGCCGACGCUGUCAACAACAGGCCGAUCCACUCAACCUACUCGACCCUGUGCCAACCUGCCUACAGAUUCGCAACCAUAUACUGUGACAAAUCCUUACCAUACUCAUCCGAUCGCUCAUUUCGAUUCGACGCCACCUACCACAACCUUCCAUUCGACUCCCAACAGCAGGCAGAAGACCUCCAGCCGAACCCCUAUCUUCCAAUUCCCUUCCCACAACCGCCAUCCACUCCAUAGCAAGAGCCCACAUUCCUUUGGUUCACUAUGCCGAACUCCACUUCAACCCUCACUGUAGCCUGCUCUACCCAUCUUUCUAACUCCCAACAGUAGCCAAAACACCUUUACCUCUCCACUGUAUUCUUUCACAAAUCUACCUCAUAGCCUCAAAUAACCAAAACCCAAAUUAAUCCCCUCCAAAUCUCUUCAACCUUCAUAACUAAAAUCCCUUAGCUAAACAACUCUUCAAACAGCCCUUUGCUACUGACUAAAAUCCUACAUCCAACUUGCCUACAACAAUCAUUUUUCCCAUCCCUCUCUAUUAAAGAAGUAAAAAAAAAAUAAAAAAAUAAAAAAAAGAAAGAAAAAUAUUUGCACAUUUUUCAUUGCCUUCAUCGUUGUCCCGACAACGCUAUACUCAUCAUCACCUCAUGAAGGUAUAAAUGAUUUCUCAAACUUAAGAUCCUCCAAAAUCCCACUUUAGGUGCUCACGGCACACCGGAAAAUCCCUUAAACAUGCUUUUCUAUAGCGUUGUGGGAGGAAACCUUAUGUGACGCUCACGGCGAGACGAGUAGGCCAUGAACACGCUUUUCCUAGCAUGACGGGGACAAUCCUAAGUGCACGUGUAUGUGCCUCCAUGCAUGCGGUGAAAAAGUUUGCAUUUCAAACAGGUACCUCUGAAGACCCAUACACGCCUUUCUUUGACAUGGUGAAAUUGAAAAUCACUGCUGUGGUAUCGCUCGACGACCAUACACAUCUUUCUUGAUGUGAUCGGCAUGCCAAAACUCUUAAAAUUUCCUCAAAAUGGGGGAGACGCCGGAAGACUGCUGAAUUUUUCAAUAAAACAGAGGAUCUAACUUGAACAAUGUGAACAGGAAACAGAACUUAAACUACUAAACAUGGAACUGAAGAUAAGUAAAUGUUCAAAGUAAAAAUGCACAUAAAUAGAAAAUUGCAACGAGCUAUUGAAUGAAUAAAGCACAUGUGGCGAAUGAAAUUUUCGACAUAAUUCACCUUCAAGUGGAAUACAAAAUUGAAGAGGAUGUGAUGAUAUGAAACCUCUAGCGAACACCAUGACUCACCAUGAUAUGAAACUCCAUGCAUGCGG
Molecule: messenger RNA, 5854 nt
Organism: Dendrobium catenatum
Lineage: Eukaryota; Viridiplantae; Streptophyta; Magnoliopsida; Asparagales; Orchidaceae
Product: protein spotted leaf 11
Exons: 3
Coding region: 479-2128 (549 amino acids)
Cellular component (GO): cytoplasm; nucleus
Molecular function (GO): protein binding
Source: RefSeq, a predicted model, not a curated record